Camellia sinensis is the source of this 631-nucleotide messenger RNA. The record is from RefSeq and is a predicted model, not a curated record. NCBI's taxonomy places the organism in Eukaryota, Viridiplantae, Streptophyta, Magnoliopsida, Ericales, Theaceae.
GAUUACCCAAAUUAUAAACCAGAAAAUGACGACUACAACAACCUUUACCAGGGAGCAGAAUAUUUGGAAGGUGAAGAUGGGGAACUGUCGUGGUUCAAUGCCGGUGUCAGGGUCGGUGUUGGAAUUGGCCUAAGCGUUUGUCUUGGAAUUGGGAUAGGAGUGGGCUUGCUGGUUCGAACCUACCAAGGAACCACCCGAAACUUCAGAAGACGACUACUAUAAUCUAUAUCUUCAUUGUUCGCCAACCAAACAUCAUCUAUUAUGCUCUGUUAUAAUCUAAAAGCCUGCUAACCUAACGGGUUCCUGAAUGUAGGCUUUCCUUGGUUUUUUAGAACAGUUGAGAGGCUUUGGUCUGAAAUAAAUUGGUAACCUUGUUUGAAGGUACUUUCCAUGAAUGUGGGAAUUUUCCUGAGAUUUCCUGCACUUGAGAUGUUGUAGGACAUAGCUUGUUAUUGCAACACGAUCCUCUUUGUGUAGCUAUUGUACGUAGCAGACUCUGACGUCUAGUCACUAAAUUUUUUCGUUUUUGUUUUAGUUCAUGAAGAUGUCAAUAGUAAUAAGUUUUGGUAAUGGAAACAGAUUCAGAGGCCCCUUCGAUGGCUUUGUUAAUAAAUGUGACACACUUGAAUCA